This is a messenger RNA of Cantharellus anzutake, 2778 nucleotides long. RefSeq lists its product as uncharacterized. Lineage: Eukaryota; Fungi; Basidiomycota; Agaricomycetes; Cantharellales; Hydnaceae. The record is from RefSeq and is a predicted model, not a curated record. Bases 1 to 2778 code for a protein of 925 amino acids. The transcript has 8 exons.
AUGGCAAGAAAUAUGUGGACCGAGUUCAGCGACUACCGAGAUCGGAUGUACAAGGGCUCUGCCAUCGUUCCUCUUCGUCAACUGGUCGAUCUGGAAGGCAACCGCCAAGUAGAUGAAGAGUUCGUCGCCAGGUACCAUGAGACUUGGGGGGGCAGCAUCGACCCCUUGAUGCACGAGAUGACGGGGUUGCUUCCUGACGACGAUGGGUUGGACCUCCAAAGUUUUCCUGCAGACAUCCAGGUACAGGUCGUCCAUGGCCAGCACCGAAAGAGGGUGCUGGAAAUGCAUAUAAGGACUCUGCUGCAGCAAGAGCAUGAACUUGCACAUCCUGACGAGGAAGUGUCCUCACAGGAAUUCCCGAUAGAGGCGGUGUAUGCGCAUCCCCGCGCAUUUUGGAAGGUGAAGCUCUAUGGGCAAUCUCUUCGAAAGAACCACGAAGUCAUGUUCCGUGUUUGGCUGGCCAAAGAUAACAAGAUGGAGGACAAGGUGCCGAACAAGUGGCACUACGUGUUUUCGGUCAUGCAUGGGGUGAUCAAGUCGAAGAAUCCGGCACCGGCUACGAUGGAACUGGGUUCAGCCUGGAGGGCGGUGGAGGAGAAGGAGAUGUUGCCGUUGCGGGAUGUAUGGAGAUCGAGUGAGCUGGCAGAGGCCAUCGGGGACCUCCUCACGAUCCCAUGCUGGAGGGAAUGCGAAAAAGUGCCAUCUAGCAUGGAAAGGUGGACUCAUUGUGGGAUGCAUCAGAACUCACAUCGCGCAGCUGAGUGCCCUGGUGCAACCACGGGGGUAACGUCAGUGACUGCGUUGGACCUUGCCCUUUCGUGGUCCAUCAACUUCCAGCACCCUCCUAGGUGGACCGCUGUGUUGGACAACAAACCGAAUGCGAUAUACAGCCAAGGGGCGAUCUCGGAGGCGAAGAGGGUUCCAGAUGGAUUCAGGAAUGCCCUUCAGGACCGCAAGUCGAACACUUGGGGAUUCCUCCCUGAUGACUUCCUACAUCCAGCCUAUCUCCAGGCGAACAACUCGCGAGUCAACUUGGAGAUGUCCAAGAUACGAAGGACCUUCAUUCUCUUGGUCUACAUCGUCUUUGGGGAGAAGCAGGCCAAGAAGAUGAUGAGUCGGAUGAAAGGGCAUGGUGGAAGAAGGAAGCAAGAGGAUGUGGAUGCAUUCCAUUUCACUCAAGAUAACGAGGAGCUCUUUUGGGACACUGCGCUCCCAAAACUAUGCGUGGCUAAGGGUCAUAACACUGAUGGCUUACUGGAAGAGAUCCUCCUAUCUCGCCUGAUCCGUCAAGGCACAGUGGAUGCCACGUUCAAGAAACAGGAUGUGGAUGAGACGAGUGACAACUUGGACAGGUUCGAUGUGGCUCGGAUCACGGACAUGGUCAGGAGAAACGAAGGGUGGUGGGCCUUGCUGAGACGGUUCGCUGGAUGGAAAGAUAAGGCCUAUUGUUUCACCUCUGGGGUAGUCAUCGAAGCGGCUUCCCCAGACCGCUUCCAGGAACUUCAACAGGUGUCAGAGGCAGUCGUGGAGCAGCUGGAUGGUGCGGUGGACAAGUACUACGACAGUAUCUACCACCUUGGACAGCUGAGUUCGCACCGUGACGAGGUGGAAAAGUCUAGGGAGAUGGUGCAACGCAAGCGGGUCGAGCUGGAUCGGGAGGAGAGGGAGCUGGAUGAGGCAGAGGAGUUCAACCACCAGCUUCACAGCCAGGUACGACGAGCUUCCCCCAAUCCCACCCCCAACAACAUCGGGGACACACAGGGUUAUGCAUUGGAGCGGAUGAUGGCGUCUCCUUUGCCGCCUGUUAUGGCAUCGUCGUUGGAUACUACAUCUUCCCCCCCUUCCCAUAAUUCUCUCCCUUCCUUGGUGCCCCACAGUGACGUCGACCUAUUCCUGGAUGACCUUCAGUUCCAAAUGCGAAUAAUGUUUGAAAAGGAUUUGCCCGACUAUGAUUGCUGGAACAAGGCCCACCGAAUGAAGGAUUUCCUGUUCCAGAUGGUGCAGGAACCCUUGAUAUCUAGUGCCAUCAUGGAUGGCAAAGUCACUGCCGAGGACAUGACGAGCUUGGCCAGCAUCCCCCCACCAGCACAACCCACGUCAUCAUCAUCAUCACCACAAACAACCCCUGAACAAUCCUCAAGGAAGAGAAGAAGGUCAUCGUCCCCUUGUCCAACCUCGAAGAAACUCAGAAGGGCCUCUGACCAAAUCGAUGACAGGGCAGUCGUGCUGAGACCCAAUCGCUGGCGUCAAGUGGCAAGUCGAGCGUGGGUGGGAACCCCUCCUUUGACCAUAGGCCCACUGCACCGUGAUCACCAGACUCAAGGUACUGCUCCAGUGGGAACACAGCAGGAUGACUGCGACGAGGAUGCGACAGAGGAUCCAUCCUCGGAUGAGCCAGAUGCUGCUGGAUCCAUGCUGGAGGAGUUACCUGAUGCUGCUCUUCCUCCCUUGGAUGCAUGCCAGGAGGAUACACGUAUGUUAGACGAUCUGUACUCUCAAUGCCCGCUGAAAGAGCUGCUCUCUGAUGGGUGGGAGUGGGAUGCUGAUUCGAUGCCAGAAGACCUGUGGAUGGGACAGGAUGGACCGAGUGGGGGUGUGACGGUAGUAGAAUCACAGGGUGUUGGAUAUGAACAGCAAACGUCGCAACGCUCUCAAGUGCCUGGUACAAGCAGCAACCACACUUCCCAGUCGGACCAUCUGCUGGGGACCCCUGAUCACACGAUGCUGAAUCGUUACAUAGGAUAUCAAUAUUGGAGCCAGGAAUGGCAGAAUGAAUAG